Messenger RNA from Pyrus x bretschneideri (Chinese white pear), 753 nucleotides. RefSeq lists its product as uncharacterized. Bases 1 to 753 code for a protein of 250 amino acids. The transcript has 2 exons. The record is from RefSeq and is a predicted model, not a curated record. Lineage: Eukaryota; Viridiplantae; Streptophyta; Magnoliopsida; Rosales; Rosaceae.
AUGAAGGAAAAAUCAAGCAGCGUUAGUUACACUGAGUGGUUCCUUUCAAAGGAUCAACUGCAAGUGGGUGACACGGUGCGUUCCAGAAAGCUGCCUAACUCCUGUAAACCUGAAAACAUGCAUAUUCCCGAAGGCAAAAUAGUGGGUGCCGAAUGUGACACAGACCAACAUGGGUUUGUUUUGGUGAGAGUCCAUGGCAUCCAUGACCUACUGAGGGUUCAUGUUUCAACACUGGAACGGAUAACUUUUGGCUUGGCAACUGGUGAUUGGGUGCGCUUGCAGAAAGAAUAUAAGAAACACUCACCAGUAGGUAUUCUUCAUUCCAUCACUCGUGAUGGUAAUGUAGCUGUUGGAUUUAUAGGGUUGGAAACUCUCUGGACAGGGAAUUCUUCAGAGUUUCAGAUGGCAGAAUCCUACUGUGUCGGUCAGUUUGUCAGGCUGAAAGCUAAUUUCCCGGGAAUGCUGACCUUUAGGGAAGACAACUCGACCUUUGUAGCUAAUCCUGCUGAAGUGGAAUUGGCUACGUUUGAUAGUUGUCCAGUAAUCGUGAAGAAGUAUACCAGCAUCUUUGAGGAUUUUCAUCUGGCAGUGAGACCACUUUUGGGUGCAUUGGGCAUAUCUACAGCCAUGAAACCAGGCAUUUUCGUUGGAACAAAGAUGGGGAGGUCCAGGGUGAAGAAACGACAGAGCAUCCUUUUCAGCAUACCGAUGGUCAGAAUACUGGAAACCCGGCAUGGAUUCCUCCUAAUAUGA